UCGACCAGAGGCGGAACUACGUCACACCGCCGCAGAGCUCCACAUAAACACAGACGAAGGUCUGCAAAUUCACCGUCUGAGGGAAUUAGUGUUGUCAACUAGAGGAGAACCCCGAAAACCAGGCAAAGAACCAGGCAAAGACCCCGCAGCUGCACAGAGGAAGCAGCUGCCGCAGAGAUGCCUGAAACCGACAGUUACUCCAACCCUCUGGCUCCUGAAGGCCACGAUGUGGACGAUCAUCGAACGUCUGCUCAGUCCAAACUGACCAACGAUGACUUCAGGAAGCUGCUGAUGACACCGAGGGCGACGCCCUCCUCGGCCCCGCCCACAAAGUCCAGACACCAUGAAAUGCCGAGGGACUACAACGAGGAUGAAGAUCCUGCAGCGAGGAGGAGGAAGAAGAAGAGCUACUACGCCAAACUGCGUCAGCAGGAGAUGGAGCGAGAACGAGAGCUCGCCGAGAAGUACCGUGACAGAGCACGAGAGAGACGAGACGGCGUCAACAAGGACUACGAGGAGACGGAGCUGAUUAGCACCACGGCCAACUACCGAGCCGUCGGACCCACCGCUGAGGCGGAUAAGUCUGCAGCAGAGAAACGGCGACAGCUCAUCCAGGAGUCUAAGUUUCUGGGAGGUGACAUGGAGCAUACUCACUUGGUGAAAGGUCUGGACUUCGCUCUGCUUCAGAAGGUAAGAGCUGAAAUCACCAGCAAGGAGAAAGAAGAAGAAGAUCUGAUGGAGAAAGUGCAGAAAGAGAUCAAGAAGGACGUGGAGCCGGAGGAGAAGAUGGAGUUUAAGACUCGUCUUGGUAGGAACAUCUACCGUGUGGUGUUCAGGACCGGCGUUACCGAGAGGAAUGAGCUCUUCCUGCCCGGCAGGAUGGCCUACGUGGUGGACCUGGACGACGAGUUCACCGACACCGACAUCCCCACGACGCUGAUCCGCAGCAAGGCCGACUGUCCCAGUAUGGAGGCUCAGACCACUCUGACAACAAACGACAUCGUCAUCUCGAAGCUGACUCAGAUCCUGUCCUACCUGAGACAGGGGACCCGCCACAAGAAGAUGAAGAAGAGGGACAAAGGUAAACUGGAUGAUAAGAAGGCUCCGGAAGCUGAUCUCAGCAUCUUUGAGGACAUUGGCGACUACAUCCCGACCACCAACUCGUCCUCCAAGCCACCCAAAGAAAAGGAGCGACACCGGGAGCGGGACCGGGAGCGGGAGAGGGAGCGUGAACGUGAGCGUGAACGGGACCGGGAGCGUGAGCGGGAGGAUGAGGGGAAGAGCAGGAAACACAGCUACUUCGAGAAACCUCGAGUUGACGAGCACCAGGUGGUGGAUGUGGACACGGGUCCUGGGUCGGUCAGAGAUCAGAUCAAGAUGAUCAACGAGAAGUUUGCAGGAGCUGCAGGCACCCAGUGGCAGAACCAAGAACCUGGUUCUGCGAGGAGAGAGUCCGGGAAAGAACAACUGGGAGAUUUCUUCGGAGGAUCCAACUCGUACGCUGAGUGUUACCCUGCAACGAUGGACGACCUGGCUGUGGACAGCGAUGAAGAGGUGGACUACAGUAAAAUGGACCAGGGUAACAAGAAGGGUCCGCUGGGUCGCUGGGAUUUCGACACCCAGGAGGAAUACUCGGACUACAUGAACAACAAGGAGGCUCUGCCCAAAGCUGCUUUCCAGUAUGGCAUCAAGAUGUCUGAAGGCAGGAAGACGCGACGCUUCAAGGAGACCAAUGAGAAGGCAGAGCUUGAUCGACAGUGGAAGAAGAUCAGCGCGAUCAUUGAGAAGAGGAAGAAGAUGGAGGCUGAUGGGGUCGAUGUGAAGAGACCAAAAUACUGAAGACUUCCUGGAUGUUCCUUCUGUGCUCCUUCCUUGGUCGUAUUCCCUCCCCUCCUCCCCUGUUGCAUUCUCUCCUCUCCUUCCCCCAUCACCUUCCAUGGUCCUCUCCCUCCGUUUCCUUCCCUUCUCUCCUUUCCUCCCCUGCAGGAUCAAUACUGAUCCUUUUUUGUGUUUGAUUUCACUCUUUGUUAGUAAACGGAUCCUGUGAUGUGACGGCUGUAUUUUAUCAGAUCAUUAUUUCAUGUUAUUCCUCAUCUGUAGCUGUUCAGUAUUAUUGAUCGAUUUUCUUGGAUCAUUAAUCAAUAAACACCUGUCCUCCCAGUAAAACCAGUUGUUUAUUCGUCCAAACUGGAUCAAAGCUUCAGAAGCACCAC
Cololabis saira (Pacific saury) is the source of this 2213-nucleotide messenger RNA. It is a transcript of the gene ik, whose product is annotated as IK cytokine. Gene Ontology annotation, cellular component: nucleus. The record is from RefSeq and is a predicted model, not a curated record. The transcript is spliced from 20 exons. Gene Ontology annotation, biological process: mRNA splicing, via spliceosome. Bases 178 to 1839 code for a protein of 553 amino acids. Lineage: Eukaryota; Metazoa; Chordata; Actinopteri; Beloniformes; Belonidae.